UUGGCAAACGUUUACAAUUGUACCUCUGAAUCAGUAAGUAAGAUAACUACAGUAAUCCUUCAGAUUUUUCCGGAUUAUUUUUUAGAAAGAUAAAAUGGCGGCAGAAAGUGAACUUUUGAUGUUGGCAAUUCAAUGUGGAGCAUAUAUUGCACUUCCUGUAUCAUUGACCCUAUUUUGCGGUGGAAAAAAGAAAAAAGCUGCUGCAGCUUCGUCAUCUGCUGAAAAAGGAUCACAAGUUGAAAGCUCGACUGGUGGAGUUGGAGGCGGAGCAGCAAGUGCGCCAUCUCCAGCUGCUGGAGGCGGACCAAAAGCGCCAGCUGAUAAAAAUGCGCAAGCUGGAACUUAUGAUCCAAAUUAUCAGACAUUGGCUGGAGUUGAUGGAAACUGUUUUGGAAAUAAAGCAGGAGGAGCAGCACCAGCUGGAGGAGCAGCUGCACCGGCUGCGGGAGGAGCUGGACCAAAAGCACCUACCGCUGGAGGACAAAUGGCUGCAACUCAUGAUCCAAAUUAUCAAACACUCGCUGGUCUUGGUAAUGACUGUUUUGCAAACAAAGGAGGUGGCGCUGCUGCGGGAGGAGGAGGAGGUAAUCCACCACCACCAGCUGCACCUGCACCAGCUGCUGGAGGAAAACCACAAAUGGCUGCGACUCAUGAUCCAAAUUAUCAAACCUUGGCUGGAUUGGGAAAUGAUGUGUUCAAAAAAUAA
Caenorhabditis angaria is the source of this 706-nucleotide messenger RNA. The record is from the annotation of a GenBank genome assembly. NCBI's taxonomy places the organism in Eukaryota, Metazoa, Nematoda, Chromadorea, Rhabditida, Rhabditidae.